This is a messenger RNA of Ectocarpus sp. CCAP 1310/34, 4038 nucleotides long. Lineage: Eukaryota; Phaeophyceae; Ectocarpales; Ectocarpaceae. The record is from the annotation of a GenBank genome assembly.
GCUCGCAGCCUGCUGCCUGCACACUUGAGACAUGUCCUCUGCAUCACCGAACGCCGGUGGCCAAGCCAAGAGGCCUACAACAAAGAAGGUCGGUGCCGAAAAAACAUGCAAGCACCAACAGGACAUCCGACAGCCGUAGCCUACUCGGCGAUCACACAGCUGCCAGCAGAUAGAUGCGCCCAGACGGGGGUAAGACUUCACGAGGGAGCGUGGUGAGGCAAGUUCCACUGCGACAGCAGAGCGGAGGGGCGGUUUCGAGGCCGGGAUGUGCAGCCUAGAAAGGUGCUGCUGCUGGCUUGGGAGGAAGAGCAGGAGCAGUUGGGCGUCACACGACGCCAACACCAGCAGCGGCAGCGCGCUGUGGGAUAUGGGUUGUCGCUUGGCCUCCCUUGAAAUCUUCCGAGCGCAGAGGAGGGUGAGCAGAACCAGCGCCGGAGUGUUGAUGGUGGACGCUAUAUGGCGCUCUCUUGUGAUGGCAGCAGAACAACAACGGCUGCCAUCCACGGGAAGACCUCACGGUUGCGCAGGGCGCCCGCCCAGGUGGAACGGAGGGGGCAACGCACGACGGUCGAUGUGGUCAAGUGCACGCAUGGGGCUUUAGCGUGAGCUGCCGGGCGGGAAUCACAGGAGUGUAUCACUAGCGGCAAAACCGAUGGCUCUAUGAUACUUAGAACACAGCGGCGAGAAUUGGCGAAGGGGCGAAGGGGUGGGGACUGUUCCAGGCUGGAAUGCUGCUGGGGAUAUGAUGGGCAAGCGGGCGGUAGCAAACUCUGGAGGGGCGCGCGUGGCGUGCGUAUUGUAGCGGUUUUGGCGGCGGUGCGGGGGGUGGGACCGGGAUCACGGAGAAGCUGCGGCUAGUUUAUGCACGUAGCAUUUUGUGGGCGGCAGAUGGUUUAUGGCGUCAGCCGGGGAUGGUGGUACCGGUUUCAGCUUGCAGCACUUUGCGACUGGACGUUGGGUGCAUACUGCGCUAUAUAUGUAGCGGCCGCCUUCAAGCCGUAGCAAAUUCCAGGUCUGCCCGACCUCUCGAGGAAACCCUCACCAUUGCCGUGCCUAUGCUGCAGGCCAAACUCGACCGAGCGGCAAAGUGUUAUGCAAGACACGGCAAACUUUCAAUAGUUUUGGACGCGCAACGGACUCUCCAGCUCAGAGAGUAUUUGGGGGGUUCAACAGCUUUGCUUGAGUUUUGUUUCUCACGCCGUCUGUCGAGUUCAACCUGCGCUCUCGAUAUUUUUUGCUUCUUGGUGUGAUGUGGGCAACACACACACGUUAUUCGGGGUUGCACGAACAACUGAGAGAACACAGAGGGAACGGGCCCGUGUAUGUAGUAGUUUUGUUUUUUGCACCUACCUCAGAGUCUGGAGGCGAACAAUGGGCUGUUUUCAAGCCUGUUGGUUUAUUGUUGGAGUUGAGUCGCUCCAUUCACACACACACACGUGGUGGGACUACAUAAGCAACAAGUGCUGGCGCAAAAGAGGCUGAUGAUCGUAGUUUCACGUUGCCGGUCCAGAGUAAGAUCCAACACCAUUUUCUUCGCAACUGCCGUCGACAGCAGCACACAAUUCAUCAACUCGAAAUAAUUCCUUGGUGCAGUCGAGUCAUGCUCCGAACACUCAGAGAGAGCUCUCAGCAAGACCUAUCGAAUGGUGCAACAUUGUAAACCACCAUCGCCCUUGUAAAGAUACACGAUAGUCAAAAACAUUGUAGAGGUGCGGAGUAGGCUCAAAUUAAAAAGUUAUUUCAGCUACAGGAACGGCUGUGGCUGUUGGUCUUGUGAUGAUCGCAACCCGACACACGACUAGGGCGUCGUUUCUAAAAGAUGUUAUUUCAUCAUAUCAUUUGCCUUUGACAAUUUGUAGAAUCACACUUGACACACGACGACGAAUAACCAUAUGGACAUGCACACUACUCUCAAAUAUGCUCUUCUCGAAAUCUGCUCCUCAAAAACCAUGUCUUUUACACAUGACAUGACAAUAACUCCGUACAUACACCAACCUUUUUAGAAAUAGCUUUGUCCAGACUCUAAGGCGAGUCCGUCCAAUUUGUUCUUUGAGGUGAAGCCCUAAGUCAUUACUAACAUAGUCGCAUUAUCUGAGAAGAAGUGCGUCCGUGGCAAGAGAAACAAUAAUAAACCCCCACCAACAGCGCAAACUCUAACAUUUACACAUUAUUUUUCUAAUUGUCACAGAAUCGAGCACGCCAGAUCCGCUAGCCACAAAGUCCAAACAAUCCACUCGGCGAACUACGCCCUGCUACAUCCCCUGCUGUCUCCUUCGUCUCCAUCUUCAGCGACUCCGGAGGCUCCCGUAGCUCCUCCAUCUUGGCCUCCGUCUUAACAUCAGUCUUGACCUUGACCGCGAUCGCGCCGUCUCCGCUCUCGUCGUCGUCGUCAUCGGCGCGGCAAGAGGUAGCGGAUGGGCGCCCCUCUCUUGUAGUUACGUUAACCUCGACAUUUGGGGUCAAGAGAGAAAAAACGCAAACGUACAAGCCCGGAAAAAAGUUGUGCAAGUUGUUGGCGGAUCUCGAAUUGAUUUUAGAAGAGGGUGUGAAUCCGGAAACGGCAACUGCUCCGGUGCAGCAGCAUUUGAAUCACGCAACCACGUUGAACUUGCUUGGAUCAUACGGAGCCGAUGUCGCUCAAUUUGCAUGGAAUGGAUCAGUAAGCGAAUACGUGUGUGGGUCAGAUGAUGUCCGAAUCUCGAGCAUGAAGGUAAAAGUUGACCGAUUGGGAGCUCAGUUGCUGGCAUGCGGGCAGUCCCUCGAAUUGUGCGAGUCUGAAACGGCCACUACGCGGUCUGAACUGCAUUAUUCCCUCGAUUUGACACGGGUGCGCGGAGAAUGAAUGCAGGGGUAAUACCGUACUAUCGAUGGCCUAGACAAGACCGACCUGGAACAGACUAUAAGUUUGUUGAGGGUUACUGUAGACGAACGCCUUUUGACUACAAACAGCUUGAGGGCCGAGGUAGAACAACUGAGAGAAGAGAUUCGCAUUCUGAGAGGAGUUGCACCUUCGGCAAACAAUAAUAGGGACAGUCCCGAGCAGGAAGAAACACAACGUGCCGAAAGCAAAGUCGACGAUGGGGAUCUUGACACCCGCUUUGUCGGCCCCUUGAAACUGUUUGAACGCGAAACUAGCGACGCCCGCCGCAAAAACAAACGUUGACACGAGAAAAACAUUCAAUGUGACCCACGUGAGGGUGCUAGUCUUGUGUUUAAAUCUUCAAACGACGGCGCGAACCUUGGGGAUUCAUCGGAUAGAUGGGGGGGGGAGGAGAUUUUUGGAGAAUGUUGUUCGGGUCACACACACGAAAAAUGAAGCGACUCAGAUAUGCCCAAAAAAUACACAGAUGUGCGCAUGGAAGCCGCCUACUCCCCAGGGUGUGCAGGUGUCUCUCAACUUUGCCUCUUCCGGUGACAGCUAGUGCCUUCUCCGCCACGCCACACAACCGCCCCAAAAGCAAACGCGCAAUCGCAAAAACAGACACGCCGCAUGCACGAACCUCGUGCUCCUGCUCCAGCUGCUGGCGCUCCCGUCGGCUCCUCCUGCUCCAGCUGCUGCUAUCGCUGCUCUGACGAUCUCACGCGCCUGUUCAGUUACGUGGGGGGGGUGGUUCAGAUUUUUUUACAUGCUGGGUACCCCAGGGUGUUGCUUCUGCCGCUGCUGCUUAGCCCUGCUCUGGAAAGCUUGCUACGGGUGCUAUCGCUGAAGGGUGGUACUGCUUCUGCGCCCUCGGGGCGACGCGCCCUGCUGUGACACGAGGCGCGAGCGCAAAACAUGGGGCGGGUUCAGGAAAAAACAUCAUUGCGGUUCGGGUUCGAGGUUGAACUCACGCGACGUUUUUGUUGCCAUGGUGUAACAACCGCAAUCAAGGAAAUGACCUGCAGGGGUACGGCCAAAUGCUACCAGACAAUAGACAAGAGAAAUGUCUUGCUCCCAACUCCUGGGUUAUUUUUCUUCGCACCCACAAACGCCAGCUUCUCUGCACUACGUCAAGUUAAAAACGAACGUCGUGAAACGCUCGUCCCGAUCGCGGGCAA